Messenger RNA from Phytophthora nicotianae INRA-310, 189 nucleotides. RefSeq lists its product as hypothetical. The record is from RefSeq and is a predicted model, not a curated record. The coding region runs from base 1 to 189 and encodes 62 amino acids. NCBI's taxonomy places the organism in Eukaryota, Oomycota, Peronosporomycetes, Peronosporales, Peronosporaceae. The transcript has 2 exons.
AUGCGCGCCACCUCACAAGACAACGACUAUGUAUGGAGCUACUUGCAGAAGAUUCAUCAUACAGAUUGGUCUGUUGUCGGGGACAUCCAGCCUACAGAAGAAGAAUCGAAAUGGUUAGGUCAAUUUUGGAAAAAUACUUCUAGUCACGGACAACCUAUCCCGUUAUUCGGAGUUCGCACAACCAGUUGA